AUGACCUCCGAUGAUAACUACACCAUCUUCCGAGAGUGUCUCUCGAGCGCCAUCGUCGCCCGUUCCGAAGGGCAGCCAAAGACCUCCAAACGGCGGGGCAAAGCAAAACGCAAUGGACGCAAAGACGUGACCAGCACAGAAGUCGUCAUAAAUAAGAAUGAACGAGCGGAUCCGGAAGAACUGGCUGAGUUUAUUGACUUUAUAGCCAGUGAAACUUUUACGACAUUCCCAGACGAUCUCAAAACACUCUCCUACUCCGCAAUCCAGAACGAUGCAGUUUUGAAAGCUCGCUACGUCCCAGAAGACCAAGAUAUCCCAAUGAAUCGCACUGUUCUGGACAAUCUUUGCUCCCCGAUCCCGGUCGAGGUAAUAGACACCCUCUCGGUAUACGGCCUCAUCCCGGACGCAAAUGAUCUACCAGAAUUUAUAUCACCCGUGCUGAGCGAGUACAUUUCAAGCGUGACGACUGGGCCUCCCGCGUGGGCGAAUACACGAACAGAUGCGUGUGAGAUUUGCGAGCGCGACUGGAUCCCACUGUCUUAUCAUCAUCUUAUCCCGCGCGGUGUGCACGCAAAGGUCAUGAAGAGGGGGUGGCAUGAGGAGUGGAUUUUGAAUAGUGUUGCGUGGCUUUGCCGGGCUUGUCAUAGUUUUGUGCACCGCAUGGCUAGUAAUGAGGAAUUGGCGAGGGAGUGGUUUACCGUUGACAGGAUUUUGGAGAGAGAGGAUGUACAGGACUGGGCUAGGUGGGUUGGUAGAGUUCGGUGGAAGGCAAAAUAG
Penicillium waksmanii is the source of this 777-nucleotide messenger RNA. RefSeq lists its product as uncharacterized. The coding region runs from base 1 to 777 and encodes 258 amino acids. Lineage: Eukaryota; Fungi; Ascomycota; Eurotiomycetes; Eurotiales; Aspergillaceae. The transcript is spliced from 2 exons. The record is from RefSeq and is a predicted model, not a curated record.